Molecule: messenger RNA, 1547 nt
Organism: Cuscuta epithymum
Lineage: Eukaryota; Viridiplantae; Streptophyta; Magnoliopsida; Solanales; Convolvulaceae
Source: the annotation of a GenBank genome assembly
UGGAAAUAGGCCUAUUGUCACACGACAUUUGUCUUACAACUUCGAUCUGGGAGAUAUUAUACGGAGUAUGUAUACUUGAUUGAUUUUCUUCCACUCUUCAAAAAACAGUUGCUCACCAUAAAAAAAACAGUUGCUUCAAUUCUUCAUAUCCAUCCAUCCAUCUAUUUUCCUACUCAGUUGUUCUAGCUCACUCCUCAGUUAGCUGAUUAGAAUGGGUAAUGCUUUGAGAUUCUUGUACGGCCAGUGCUGCAAACCCUCGGCGGAUUCCGAUGCUCUGGGCCACCAUGGCAUAACGCCGGCCACCGUCGGAGUCUCCGCUCUCGCCCAAGAUCUCUACAACUUUGAGAUCACCUCCCAGGUUCCUCAAGGAUUAAGCAAGCACGUAGUAUCAUCCAAGAAGGCUCAAUCAAACUGGUAUGGGAAACUUUCAGUAGCAUGGAGAGAAGGAAGGCCUCCUCAAACUCCAGAGGAAGCUUCAAGGCUUAUAAUCCAGACUCUGAAAGGGCAUAAGAAAGCAGAUGUUGAGGGAUUUCUGGAUUUUUACGGCCUCCCACUUCCCAGUUCUUUAGUUGAGCUGACAGAUGGAGGUCCUCCGCAGCACGCACACGGGCUUAAGUUUGAACUACUUACAUUGCCAGUGGAUGCAAAAGCAGUGGCAGAUGGGGACACAAUAACUGUAUAUGUAAGUGUCACAGAUCCCCGAGAGGCUUCUUGUGUUCCGAGAGAUGUUGCAGCUGCUGCCCGCGAAAGAGAAACUGCGCGGGCACAUAAAAAUUACACAAGAGCAGAUGAGCUGCAUAAGCACAUUAUUGACUCAGGAUAUCGGGCAAUAAGGGUGAAUAAUGAGGAGGUUCUGGCUCGGAAAUAUAGGAUUCGGUUAAGAGGUAUUGAUGCCCCAGAAAGCAAGAUGCCGUUUGGACAGGAAUCCAAGGACGAGCUUGUUAAAAUGGUUCAAGGGAAGAGCCUAAAAGUGAUGGUCUUUGAUCAGGAUCGUUAUGGCCGGUCAGUAGGAGAUGUAUAUUGCAAUGGCUUGUUUGUACAGGAAGUUAUGCUCAAGAAGGGUCUGGCAUGGCAUUACACGGCGUAUGAUCAACGCCCAGAAUUGGCAAAGUGGGAAAAAGAGGCAAGAGCAAAGCGAAUUGGACUGUGGGCAUCCAAGAACCCAGAGAUGCCAUGGGAAUGGAGGAAAGAAAAACGGGAAAACAACCAGCAUUAAGGAUCUAAAUUUUUUAAAAAAGUGAAUCUACAUUAAAAUGACUUCAUCACCACAACUCGUUCUUAGUGAAAAUUCCAUUAAAAAUGAUUAGUGGUGGUGAUAUCAACUUAGCUUAUAUAACGACAUAAAUCGGUCAUAUAUGAUGAUUUCAUAAAAUUAGUCAUCAAGCACAAACCAUGUUACCUUCAUUGAUGUACAGCAUUUUCUGUUGGCAAAUUGUAUGUAAGGUAUUUUCAUUAAGGUAGAUUGCAUAAUUUAUAUGAAAGUGGUUACAACUUACAAGUGUUUUUAAAUGUUGAAAUGAUUAAAUUGCUUGUAUUUUACUUGAUAG